Messenger RNA from Dothidotthia symphoricarpi CBS 119687, 2169 nucleotides. Its product is annotated as Pex24p-domain-containing protein. Lineage: Eukaryota; Fungi; Ascomycota; Dothideomycetes; Pleosporales; Dothidotthiaceae. The record is from RefSeq and is a predicted model, not a curated record. Gene Ontology annotation, cellular component: peroxisomal membrane. The transcript is spliced from 3 exons. The coding region runs from base 344 to 2083 and encodes 579 amino acids. Gene Ontology annotation, biological process: peroxisome organization.
UUACCAUCAGUCAACAGGACAUGACAGCUAAGAUGAACGUAAAAGCAAAAGCUUACAUCUGCCACACGUCUACCGGACCUUUGCAGUCCUACAGCCAACGGCUCUUUGUGUCUACACAGGGUCACCAUGACGCUCCCGCAAGUGUCGGACCUUCACAUGCAAAGCAAUCACUAACAGUGACCACAUGACAUGUCUCCAGAGUGCCUUCACAUGUAUGCUCACAAGCAUUCCCCUUCUUUCUCCAAGUACCCCUUCGCGCACCAAAAACCUCCAACUUGGUUGAACUGUUCCCGUGGUUUUCGGCCUCAUCCAAGCAGGCAGGCGAUGACGCAGUUCUGGAUGCAUGGCAGCUAUAGAUACACCUUGGUUAGAGCACAUGUCGAGCUCAUCGCGACCCCACAAGGAUGCGUCGUCACCGCAGCCCUCCGGUGAAUCCAACCCGCCGACCUAUGCCACCUUCUCACCCUCCAACCUAGCCCAGGUCACGCCGCAGACAAAGUUACGCUCCGCAAUCCUCGUGCAUCAAAAGUCGCCGCUACUUGCUGCUACGCCGCCGCAAAUCACCCGCGUUCUUGCGUAUUCGCAUCCCUUCAUUGCGCCUCUGAGCAAGUUGGCUGGGCUGGUGACAUGGACGACGGAAGACCCAUGGGAAAGCUUCCUUUUGGUGGCAGGCUUUUGGGCCGUGGUCAUGUACGGUGAUGUUGUCACGAGAUAUGCAGGGCCCAUUAUCGUAGUGUCUGCCUUGAUUCUAGGAAUGUACACACGGAGAUACUCUCCGCUUUCAUCGACUGGAUGGACGGGGGAGAAGGGACAAAGGGGACAUGCACGAACCGAGUCAGAGAGCAACAUUAAGCAUCACAAGAGCUUGGAGGAGAUUGUGGACAGCCUGAAGCUGUUCACGUCGCGCUGCAACAUCCUCCUCGACCCCUUCUUGCGCCUAACCGACUUCCUCUCCACACAAAGGACAGCAACAUCAGCAACAACACGGCCAGCGCUUACUGUACUGUUCAUUCGCAUUCUCGUUGUACUCCCACUAUGGGUACUCCUCACGCUCCCACCCCUCUAUAUCCUCACCACGAAACGAGCCGUCCUAGCCAUAGGUACUGUGAUACUCAGCUGGCAUUCUCGACCCGCACGCGUCACCCGCACGUUGAUCUGGCGAUCUAAAACAGUCCGCAAAAUAUGCACUUUCAUCACUGGCCUGAAUCUGAGUGAGGUGACACCAAAAGACAAAACUCAUUCUAGACCUCCACCACUGCCUCCUCGCAAGAAAAGUACCCAGGAAGUAGCAGCAUCUCUGGCGGCCAAGCGCCGACCCGAGUCGACAGGAGUGCGCUUUACCUUUUCGAUAUACGAGAAUCAGCGACGUUGGCUGGGUAUCGGGUGGACAUCGUCCAUGCUGGCAUAUGAGCGGGCUUCGUGGACAGAUGAGCACCUCAACGCUGUACCACCAAAGGAACAGUUUGAGUUACCUGAGGUGGAAGGCGGGCAGGCGAGGUGGAGGUGGGUUCAAGGAACUGAGUGGAAGACUGAGGGCGCAGACAAAGAUGGCAAGGUAGACAAAGGUGUUUCAAAGGACGAUACAGGGUGGAUAUAUUACGACAACAAGUGGCGAGACGGUCGCAGAGGCCAAGAUGGCUGGGGACGCUAUACGCGUCGGCGAAAGUGGUACCGCUCUGCCGAACUGGUCGAAUCCACCCCCUCGACAGAAGUAACCCCCAUGCCGACUCCCCGCCACGAUCCCGUCGCCGAUUCUGCGCAGCCCGAAGACCCCAAUCAUCUUACCAGACUCUCGUCAAACCUCAGCACAACAUCGUUUGCAACUGAGCCGACCCUGGUUGAUGCGGCCUCCGAUGUGGACGUAGCGAGCACCAAGACGAAGAGAGCAUGGUUUAAGGGCAAGAAACGGAGCAAGAGUACAACGAGGAGUGUGAGCAAUGCGACGAUUGAUAGCUCGACGAGUACAGGGACAGAUGUAAGUCGGAGGAGUGAUGAGGAUGAUUUCACAAAUCCGCUGGAAAGGACGGUGAGAGAAGAUGAGUGGAGGCUUGGAGAUGAUAUAAGACAGCAUCUUGAUAUCUAGGUUGGGUUCAUUCGGACGUACAUAUAUGGGGGCAAGCGUUCUCGUUGGUUCUUUGUGGUUGUAAUAUUAGUGGUUCGGCGUUACGG